Molecule: messenger RNA, 3170 nt
Organism: Pristis pectinata (smalltooth sawfish)
Lineage: Eukaryota; Metazoa; Chordata; Chondrichthyes; Rhinopristiformes; Pristidae
Gene: mrps6
Product: mitochondrial ribosomal protein S6
Exons: 4
Coding region: 2702-3064 (120 amino acids)
Biological process (GO): translation
Cellular component (GO): ribosome; mitochondrial small ribosomal subunit
Molecular function (GO): structural constituent of ribosome; small ribosomal subunit rRNA binding
Source: RefSeq, a predicted model, not a curated record
GAGCUGGUUGUGGGGAAGUGUCUGGGGAUCAUGUCUUCAGCUUCUCUCCUUGAAAACUCAUCCUACCGAGGGACUUACCUGCUGUCGGUAGAACAGUUGUACAAAAAUAGAGAGCUGCACUUUCUAGAAACCUGGCAUAACAGCACAAAAGGCUGGAAAUAGCAGCCAGACGUCCAUAAGCUGAGUUGGAAAAGUCGUUAGCUGGAAAAUACAGAAAAAUCACUUAAUAUGGUAACCAUACCUCCACAGUAUUGUAACGAAUGGCAUCAAAAGAACAAAAGACUGAUAGGAAAGAACAAUUACUAAAGGUGGAGAGAGAGUGAAGAAACUAGUUCUACUGUUCGUAAGAAUGGACGAUUGUACGUAUGUCAAACUUUUGAAUUUAGUAUUGUGGGAGCUUGUUCUUGUGUAGGGGUGUCCAUAAGCCAGGCGUUCUUAACCCAGGGAUGGCCUGUACUGUAAUAUGAGCUGUCAUGGAGUGAAUGGGCUAAAAGGCCUGCUAAUGUGUCAAGGCCAGUCUGUUGUCAUAUGCACAAGUACGUGUAAGCACAGGUGUAAUGAAAAACUUACUUGCAGCGGCAUCACAGGCACAUAGUGUUAGAGACGACAUUCACAAGCAAAGCAUAAAUUGAACAUAAAUUGUACAGGAUAGAACACAAUUUGAACAAAAAAUAAACAGUCCUUUGUACUGUGAAGUGGGCAUAGUGUUGCUAUACUGAGGUAAUGAUUAGGGUUGUGCAGGUUGGUUCAAGAACCCAGUGGUUGAAGGGAGGUAGCUGUUCUUGAACCUGGUGGCGUGGGACUUCAGGCUUCUGUACCUCCUGCCUGAUGGUAGCUAUGAGAAGGUAGCUGUGUCAUGUGAAUUCCAUAAUCCUGGCUUAAGGAAACCCAAAGAUUCAUAACCCUCUGAAUCAAAUGUCUUCACAUGUUCUGAAAUGGCUGACUCUUUUUCUGAGACUAAGCCUCUUAAUUCUUAUCAUUUGCCCUAUUUACCACUACCCCACCUUACUGAGCUUCAAAAUAUUAGCGAGGUGGGUAAUUUUCACUGAGGGAUGCAGUGAGUUUCCUUUGCCAUCAGUAGUGAAAUAAAAGCGAUGGAGAAUGGGCAGUGGUUCAUGAAGAUGGCUCACCACCACCUUCUUGAGGGCAAUUAGGCAUGGGUAGUCAAAUGCUCACCUUGCCAGUGACAUUUAGAUCCCAAAAAUAAAAGUGCAAGAAAUGUAGUAAUAGUAAGGAGAUUAAUUUUAUGAAUUUUGUAUAUAAAAAUAGACUAGUUUUAUUGAUAUAGCAACACUCAUUUGGUUCCUCAGCCAGCAGGGGACAGUAUUAACCUGUACCAUUUACAAAUGUGUUCUAUUGCACCCUUAACAGUAAGGUAAGGUUGAAAGUAGGAUUUUACAGUUUUUAUGAAAAUUAAGGUUAAGAUGAUAUUGUAUAAAAAUAAAAAAAAUACCUCCUCUGUGCUGAGUUCAUUAAUGUUGUGAAGGAGGCUGAGGGGUGACCUUAUAGUGGUUUAUAAAAUCAUGAGAGAUAUAGAUAAGGUAGAUUAUCACAGUCUUUGUCCCAGGGUAGGGGAAUCUGAAACUAGAGGGCAUAGGUUUAAGAUGAGAGGCAAAAGAUUUAAAAGGGACCUGUGAGGUGGGUUUUUCCACACAAGAUGGUGGUGGGUAUAUUGGAACGAGCUGCCAGAAGAAGUGGUGAGGCGGGUACAAUUACAAUGUUUAAAAGACAUUUGGACAGGUACAUGGAUAGGAAAGGUUUAGAGGGAUGUGGGCCAAAUGCAAGCAAAUGGGACUAGCUCAGGAAGACAUCUUGGUCGUCAUGGAUGAGCUAGGCUGAAGGGCCUGUUUCAAUGCUGUAUGACUUCAUGACCUGGUAAUCCCUUAAUUUCAAAACUGUCAUUCUUGUCUUAAAAUCCUGCCAUGAUCCUAAUGUUCCUCCCCAGUUCUUCCAGCCCUAGAACUCUUUGGAACCUCUGUGCUCCUUCAUUCUGUCCUAUUGUAUAAUUCCCUAUUUACUUGUCUCCAUUGUCAAUGGCUGUCUCUGUGACUCAAGCACUGGAAUUUCCUUCCUAUCCCUCUUCAUCUCUCUACCAUCCCUCGUCACUUAAAAUGGUCCUUAAAACCUACUUCUGUGUUCAUGUCUCCUUCUGUGGUACAGUGUCAAAUUUUGUUUUGAUAAAGGCCUUUUGAAGCAUUUUGGUAUGUUAAAUGUCCUAGUUUGUUGCUGUUGUUGAAUAGUAAUUAGUUAAUCUACUAGAUAUUUUUGAAUACUUGGGUAAUUUGGUAGCUGUGAUUUAAUACAUUUUAGAUCAUUCAAUAGUUGUAUUUAUAGUUGAUAGUGAAUUGUACAUGGGAAUACCCUAGCAAGAAAAAGAAUAGGGGAAAGUGUAUUGAUGUCACUGUUAAGGGAACUUUCAAAGUGAUCAUUAAGCAGGGUGGCACAGACAUUAGAAACUGGAAGGUACCAGCCCAAGAUGAGGCUUCAUGAUAUCAUGUCAUGGGCACAUCUCAAUUUGGAAGUGAAAAAAAGGAAGAUAAGUAGAAGGAACAUAAUUCAGACUGCUGUGGUCUGACUCUUCCAUCGAAACGUUGGCUGCGUUGACUGCCAGAGUCUGUGGCUUGGAGGAUUGGACUUUUCAGCCAUCAACACUGUCAUCUACAGCCAUCCACCUGAUCUGUAAAGGUGAUUGUCCUUGACCAUGAGGGAUCAACAACAUCAGAUGGCUUCACUGAAAAAGCCCGAGACAGCUGCUGCCCUGCGGCGUACUGUGGAGGCAUUGCUGGAAAAUGGAGCUGUGGUGAGGAACCUGGAAAACCUGGGAGAACGGGCACUGCCAUACAAAAUAUCCAAACACAACCUGCGGCAUACCAGGGGCGGAUACUACCUGGUGGAUUUUGAAGCACCUCCCGCCAUUCUCCCGACCAUGUUGGAUCACUUAGAUCGUGACAUUGAUGUGAUCAGACCUACAAUACUCAAGCAACAGCCCCCAAAGUCUGAGGAAAGCUGCCCAGGAUUGAUCCCACCCAACUAUGAAGUUAAAUUGCGAUCUAAAAGGAAAUGAUCUUGUAUUGUUUUACAGUCAAAUAUUUAAAAAUGUACAUCAUCAAAACAUCCUGUUUGAAUGCAUGUGAAAGGAUACUUUAUUAAAGGUGAGGUUUUCAAUUUCA